GAGGGCGGGGCUUAGGCUGUGUUUGUCGGGCGAAGCGGCCGGGGCCAUUCGGUGCCCGGCUCGGCGGAAAGUCGCGAGCGGGGAGGAGAGGUAGGGCUCCGGCUGGCGGGACGGACAGACUGACGAACGGUUAAAGGUAGAAGCGGCGCCCACGGAGCCGGGGCGGCAACAUGGUGUCGUGUAUCAUCUCCCGAGUCGUCGUGUAAGUGGAGAGGGUGAGGGAAGCGGGGCCUCAAGAGGGACCGGUACCAACGGACUUUUCCCUCAGACUUGCGCGGGGGGUGGGGGAGGCAUCUUCGCUCCUGCCUCUCUCGGCGCUGAGGCUUGUGGGGGCCGGAGGAGGAGAAGAAUGCGGCGCUACUGCGCUUGCGCGGACAGCGGGGGUGCUAGAAGUGCCCUCUGGGACUUCCUGCUGCUUUGAUACUUGGGGUGGAGCGAAGUGGGCCUUUCCGCAAAAGCGCCGGUUCCCCCUGCCAGCGCAUGGCCAUUUUAGGGUGCACGGAAAGCAAUCCUUAUGGGCCUCGUCGUGCUCUUAGGCGCGCCCCUAACUUACGCGGCUUUCCGCGUACACCUGAGAGCGUCAGGCUCCGGUGCGGCAAACGCGGGGAUUUUGCGUGUUCGAGUCACAGGAAGCUCUCGGUGUCGCUGUUUUGGGACUACAAUUCCCAUUAUCCCUGACCACUAGUCCUGUUAGCUAGGGAUGAUGGGAGUUGUAGUCCCAAAACAGCUGGAGGGCCAAGUUUGGCCAUACCUGGCUUAGAGGCUGCCUUACCUCACGUGCGAUCAUAGAUUCAGAGUUGUAGAGUUAGAAAGGAUCGCAAGGAUCAUCUAGUCCAACCCCCUGCAAUGCAGGAACUUCGAACCCAUGACCCUGAGAUACAGAGUAUCGUGCUCUACCUACUGAGCCUAUCCCUAAGGCAUGUUGUGUAAGGAGAGGAGGAGAUGCGCUGGAGCGGGGCAGAUUCAUGGCAGUUUAUUUCUCAGAUUUUGAAGUGGGGGGCGAUCAGGCAGCCUGUUUAACUUUAGAGACUCUUUCCCCUCAGCUUUAGAUAUGUGUAUACAGUAUACCAUUGUGGUCAUUGGGUGGCACUCAAAUUAUAUAAUGGUCAUCUUUUAAAAAUCUGAUUAUGAUUCCUGUUCACUCUAGGAUCCAGAGCUGGUCACAACUAUUUAAAACACCAUACUAAACACGGUAAAGGCACGCUUGAGGCCACAGCCACCUUUGUUGUCUAGAGCUUCGCCCUGUCAUUGAAAACCGGUUUGGGGACUGAGCCCUAGCCAGUGACUCUAAACAAGCUUUUAUGUGACUCAUAAGUUUUAUUUGUAAACAUGGUGCAGCAGAACUCUAAGCGAGAAGCUCCUUAUAUUUUUGUAGAUCUCCCCCCUCCCCCAUUUUAUAAAAAAAAUAAGGUUUUAUUAGUAUGAUAAUACUGAUGGGUCUACUGAUGAGUAUGACCCAACAAUGCCAGGUCUUCAUCCUUGUCUGUUUGCUUAAAUUCAUACGAUUUAGAAACUAAUUGGGAGAUAGAUGAAUGUCCACUGCCUAUAAAGAGACUUGAAGUGAUGGGUUUGGCUGGAACUUGGAUACACCAUUUUGUGUUUUUAUCAGAAAUACCUUUGCCAUCAUGGGGGAGGGGACCGUAGUUGAAAAGUUAAAGUGUACUUUUCCUAUUGAAAGAUUAGCAUUUUUUGGUCAUUGGGCAAAGUGUUGAAAGAAGGUAUAUUUUUCUGAGAAAUCCCAUAUAUCAUCCAUUAAUUACAACAUUUAGAUGAUUAAAGAUUAAAUGCAUGCUGUAGUGAUUUUAACCUAGUUUAACAAGAAUUAGUGGUAGUCCUCAUAGCUAUAAGAAUGUGAUCUGGUAAAUGUAGGUCCAGUCCCAAAUGGCAAUCUUGUGGCAGCUUAAAUACUAAUUGGGCAACCCUUAUAAUUUAUUUCUAAAUACAGUGUGAUUUUUAAAAAAACAAACAGUGCCUAUUAUUCUGAGGACUGUCUUAAAAUUGUGGUAUAAAAACAAUCAAAUGUUUUAUGUCAGCCAUAUAAAUUAGCAUACACAUGCUUUGAUUUGGAAAAGAGUAGGUCUCUGUUUGCUGCAGAGAACUCUGGCCCCGACAACACCAAGCAACCCUUUUUCUUUUAAGUACUCUUUUUUCGAGUUCAAAGGGCAAAGUGAUGUGGCCUUAUGAGGCCCACACUUGAAGUGAAUAAAAUUGUGAUGUAAACCAGGCAUUUUGAGAGUGUCUGCCAUGUGAGCAAGCAAUUAAAUGGUAAAUAUAUCUUCUUAAAUGCAUGUAGUCAACCAGUAGGCAUGUUUCAGAUAUUUGGAAUUCUGUAAUGAUGGGUAUGAGGUGGAAAUUGCACAGACAACCAUGAAACUGUCAUCUCAUGGAAACGUUUCUGAGCAGGCAGUACUAUAUCAGAUCCACUAAAUUAUAUAUGGACUGAAGGUGGCAGCAGUUGCAGCUUUGAAGGUAUGCAUUAUCCAAGAGUUUGUGAACGUUUCCUUUUAAAUCAGUCUUUCAACUUUAAUAUUGGUCUCCUGUUGGUGCAUGUGUACAACAGCUUUGCAGGUUACAGCAAAUUUGCAAGCCUACAUUAAAAAUUAUCCUCCCAACUGCACAUCUGUAGUGACUAAUUAUGGUAGUAGCAAUUCACUUGCCUAAGGUGAACAACCAUUCCUUUUUGCUGAUUAGUCUGUGUGGUUCCUGUAACUCCUUAAAUUUUAGCGCAAUAGAAGCAAAAACCUAAUAACGUUGCAUACCGUAUAUGUACAGUGCAUGCUUAAUUUAAUUAGAUUAGAACAUCAUUCCACUAAAAGUAAACAAAAUGGGCAGAAUUCACCUAACCAGCUGUUUCACCAUAAGUCCUGUGCAAGGAUAUCUGCUUGAGCAACAGGGCUUUCCCCUUUCCUUCUCCUGUGCCCCCCCCCAAGUUGACUGUGGGGAGGAGUCAGGAGAUCCCCCUGAACAGCACAGGGGUGGGGGGGUGUCAUUCUCCCUGGCAAGCUGAAAUAUUGGGGUAGAUUGAAUUAUUAGAUGAGCAUGAUGUUGAAUUCCACCCAAUGAGGAAGUGAAGCUAAAGUUGGUGAGAAGAGACAAUGUUCUAGGGCUUACUAAUGAAUUAAAAACCGACACAUCACCGGCUUCCAGGUGGCAUCCACCCAAGAAUUCUUAAAGAGCUUACACAUGAAAUUAAAUGGUAGUUGCCUGCUAGUUCAUGCGCACACUGUGGACCUUUUAGUUUUCUUCUUCUAAGAAGCUUCCAUGGAAGCAAGAGUCUUGAGGAUGAUUAUAGCAAAAGUUUGUCUGUUUUUCUGCAGGAGGUUUCUCUGCUGCUUUCACAGACUCGGAAACAAAACUAGAAGAGUAGAAAGCUGAUCUAUUGUGGCAACAGUUGGCCCAGUUGAAUGGAUUUUGAUAGUGGAAAGAACAGUAGCUGCUGGUAUGGUUGUUAAUAAAGGAAGGAAGGAAGGAAGGAAGGAAGGAAGGAAGGAAGGUCCUUGGGGUGGCAGUGUCAAAGAGAAUUGUUGUUUUUGCUCUGUGGCUGACAAUGGCCAAAUAGUGGGAACAUCAACACAUGGAAAUAUGUCUAUCCUUGAGCAUAUUGAUGAAUGUGAAUGGUUACAGCUGGGAGGUAGCAUUCAAGCCCUAAAGCUAGGGCUUUAGCAGGUCUGUGCAGUAACACACAAUAAAUAGUACAUGACUUUUCUUUUACUAAAUAUAAGUUUUGAGUAAGGUGUUCAGUCAGUAAAAGUUAAUGUUUAUGAAACUUUAAAUUAAAAAACCUUGCCUUUCAAUGAAAGGCAUUUUUUAGGACGAAGAAAGCUUUCUUUUAAAAAAAAACCUUAGUAACUAAAUAUUAGCAGUGUCUGGGAGAAUCUCAGGAUUUUCACCCAUGUUGUGCCUGUUGGCUUAUAUUUAGAGGCGUGUGUAAACUUGUCUCGUUUCUGAGACAAGAUGUGUUCCAAGAUGUGUUACUACAGGCUUCUGAAUGAGAUAGUUUUGAUCGCCACUCUAGGAGUCAUGUUGAUCUCACCAGCUAGGUGAUUCAUUAUGUGUUCAUUCUCCAGAGUACUACAAUGUCAACCCUGAGUACACUCUACAUACUCCAAAAAGAGUUAACUUUCAUGGCCUAGGUUCUUAAGGUGCCUUGGCCACACAGUUGACAAAUAAGCCUCAGCUUGGAUUCCUGCAUAGCAGCGGGUUGCACCAGAUGACCCUCGGUGGUCCCUUUCAACUCUAUGAUUCUACCCAACUUGGAAACUGGGGAGAUGGUGAGGAAUAGUGUAACUACCCAGGCAAUCCCCACCCACCUUUGCAGCCUCAAAGUUGGAAGGAAGACUGGCUGACUCUUAACUUGACCAGAGGAUGUGGCAAAGUAGAUUUUUUGGAAGUCUGCUUGUGGGUAGAAGUAUGUAAUGAAGGGGUGUAAAAGGAGGAGCCGGUAAAAUUAGCAACAGAGAGGCUGUGUAAUUAAUAACCAGAAGGAUCUUUGCAUGUUCUUUAAUUUUAAGUGGUGGAGUUGGUGACAUUUAGAGAAUUGCAGGUGGGUUGGAUUAAAGAUACAUCUAUGAGUUCUGUAUUUCAAAUGGUGUAAUGUUUUAAAGAAGUUUUCAUUGGCAGCAAAAGGGUAUUUCCAGUACAAAAAUGCACUCAUGUGGAUCCAGCUUUCUAAAAUGCUGUUUAAAGAAUGAAUGUUUUAGAAUAGCCCUAACAUUUAAAAAAAAAUCUUUUUGCAUCUCUGUUUAAUGUGAGCUGCCAGCAUGUUUGUAUAAUGUGAAUUUUGUAGCACUAAGAACUGAAACAAAAGCAGCAUUCAGAGAGCAGCUAGAUUUUUAAAAAGGAAAUCCAAGUAGGUAAUUCCUUAGAGGGAAGUUGUCCCUUAAAAUCAGUCUUCAGUAUUUAUAUAUGUUUUAAAAGUAGACCCAUCUGUUGUUGCCAAGGCAAAUCAUGCCACUGAACCAUGAAAAAUAUUCCAGGACUUUGUAGGUGAAUGACUUGCUAUAGAUAGGCAAUGUCUGUGGACUAGGAAUUUCAAGGGAUGCUGUGACUAGAAUUCUUGGCAGCAAGACAUGCUAGCAAACUGCUACUGAGAGGAAGAAGUCGAAGCACUGGGCUGAUGGGAUACUUAUCCUAUGAUGUAAGAUGCCUGUCAUUUCUUCUGUUCUGAUAGAAUAGAUAGUGGGCAUCACUGUACAUGAGUGUAACAUCCGUCCCACAGUUAUCUGCAAAAUUGCUGCUGAAGGAUUCUGCUGUGCAGAGCGAUGCUAAUUCUGUUCCAGCCAGUGAAAGUGGUUGGCAUUUGGCCCUUGCUUAGCAUUCUGUGUUGUAUCUCAAGGAGGCUUUUUUUUUGUUAAACAUGCUGCUGAGCUGUGGCUCAUGUCAACCAUGCUUGGAAGAUUUUUUUAAUUUUAAUUUUUUUAUUUUUCGCUCUGAAGCUGUAAGGGCUAUGAAGUCUUUGGACAUAGUCCUGACAAUGCUUGCUUUCAUACAUUUAUAAAAGAAGAGUAAGUAUUGGUAGUCAUCCUUAUCUAAUAUAUGUGAUAAAUGGAGAUCGACAGUACAGCACUUUGAUAGUAGAUUUGUACAAAAAUGCUGCUGCUGCUUCUUGAGCUAUAGAAUGCUCUUCCAUUAAGCAUGAGGAAGAGUUCUAAAGAUUAAUUGAUUCUUCACCAUGUAAAUUGAAACAAGGCUCAAAGGAAUGGUGAAAAACUGUGCCUUCCCAGUUACAGGGUUACGUUCUGGAGAUUGCGCCAAAAGUCAAAACUGCAUAUAGUCAAAACCCACUGGGUUUAAUGGCAGAUGGGAUUGCCAAAGUCAUUUUUCCCAGAACCCUGCCCUCUUUUUAUUUAUUUUGCCAUGCACAUAAAGCUGAAUGCACAUAAGUUAAAUAUGUUUAAGUGUAACUAUUAUUGGGAGAGAUAGUAUCACUAUUAGAGUGGCAAAGAGUGCCAUAGAGUAAUCAGGAACAAUGGUUUUUGUAUAUAUUUGGAGCCCAAUAUUUAUCUUUUUGGCUAGAAAGUUGUUUACAAUCACACUUUGUUGGUGGUGUCCUUAGAUAACAGUUUUGGCUGCUUGUCAGACAAUUGUUCAAGAGUGCCAGGCAGAGAACAUUGCAUGUACAAUCACAAAUCUGUCUUUUAUGUGCUCUUCUAAUACUCGGAAAAGAGUUGCUGUUUAAAACCUUAAUGCAAAUAUUGGGAAUAAAAAAUCAGACUUAUAAGCUCAACAUGCACAAGAUAGUAUUUUCUAAACUGCUGGCGGAAAGGCUGUGACACAAGGAAAAACCUUGUGUUUUAUUUUGCUAUAGGGGUCUGCAAAAUAUCCAGUGAUCUUGUUGAACGCAAGUCAAAGCUGUACUGUAACAAAGUGGCAUUAUGGAUGGAUAAAGGUUUUGAUGUGAUCACUGCUUUUUAAAGAGAGAGAUCUGUGUCCUUUCUCACAAUUAGCUGUAGAGAUUUUUCCUAGUCCGUUGUUACCUAUGAUUUUUACUGUGUUCAUAGCCCUUUCUAUAUCAGAGCGUAUUCCAUACUCUUUGAGAACUUGCCUCUCUUCCAGAUGAUCUGGAGAUGGUCUCUGCAUGUGUAAAUCAAGGUCCAUCUCCUAGAGAAGCUGUCAAAAUAGGAAGGCUCAGUGCUACUUCACAGUCUACCCUUAUCCUUAAAAGGAAGUUGGCAACUUCAUGCAACCUACCAGAAGUGUUAUUUCCUGAUUUGGAGAAUGAUGCUGGUACCAAGGCCAGCAGCGAAAAUUAUUUCUGAAAAACUUGACUUCCGAUCUAGACAUUUUCUUAGGGAGAACGAUAUAACUUGUUCGGUUCUUUACAUAUGUGGUUCCACUUUUGCAAUAACUUUAAGUUUUAUGGAUGACCCAAACUAUGCAAAAAGUUUUUAUGGACCCAGUUUUUUGGGGGAAGUAGAGCUUGGUGUACUUGAACCAUUCACAGUCACCUCAUUAUUCAUUCUUCUGCUUAUCCCCCUAGGUAGUGGGAUAGAGAUGAAUGUUGUGAAAUAGUAAGACUGGAAACAACUAUUUUCAACUUUGCUUAUGGUAGUUGCUCACUAUUCUUUUUGUCUUAACAUCUGUAUCUUAUAAUGCUUAGUAAAAAGUUGAUGUUUUGCCAGUGUUGCCACAUUGGAUCAAUUUAUCCAUUAUGAACUGUUGUGGUGCAAUUGAAGCAAUGUGGCAAGCACUUGAUGAUGAUGAUGAAUUCCUCCAACUGAUGUAAUCGGUAACAUUUUGGAAGUCCACAAUAGCUCUUGAAGACUUAAAAAGAAUAAAAUAGCAAAUAAUGUUUCAGUCUGGAAAACUAAUAGGCUUUGCCCUAAGUGUCCCAUUUCUAGGUCCUGGGGAAAGCUAUAUUCUAUUUCCAAUGUAAAUGGCAAUAGAAAUAGCAGUAUCCUAAAUGUUCAGAAAUGGGUUGCUGAAACUGGGCAAAGUGUUCCAAAUCAAAUUUCAUCAGUUCUGUGCUUUAAUACAGUGGUACCUCAGGUUAAGUACUUAAUUCGUUCCGGAGGUCCGUACUUAACCUGAAACUGUUCUUAACCUGAAGCACCACUUUAGUUAAUGGGGCCUCCUGCUGCUGCCGUGCCGCCAGAGCAUGAUUUCUGUUCUCAUCCUGAAGCAAAGUUAUUAACCUGAAGCACUAUUUCUGGGUUAGCGGAGUCUGUAACCUGAAGUGUAUGUAACCUGAGGUACCACUGUAGUUCAUUAGUCCUACUGAAGUUUAUAUGUGGAUAGCUGAAUCACACUGAUGGUUUGGUCACUUUGUUAAUAAGUAGCAUCCUCUUCUCUGUUUAUCAUUCCCAGCUGAUUCCUAAAGCAUUGACCCUGUGCUUUUGUUUUGUUGAAUUAGCUUCUAAGAAGGAAAUGCACAUGACUAAUGCAGGUAAACAAAUCUCAACCAGUAAUCAGCAGUAAAUGUCAGAGCCAGGUCAGGGCUGAGAGGCUGUAUCUGAUUCAAGGCCUAGUAUGUGCUCUUACUAGGGAAGGGCAGAGUGUUUGACCAGGGCUGACAUUAUACACCAUUCCAUUUUGUGCUUGGAGAGCAUCUGAGGCCUGCAUUCAAUCAAUCCCAGGUAGUUCUCUAAGCUAGGUCACUGCCCUGGCUCCUGAGAUUCCUGAUUCAGAUCCCAGGAUCACUGUCAGUAGGUCUGAUCACUGCCUCCAAUGUAACAGUGGACACUGUAGGUUAUGCAUUUAGUGUUAGUGUUAAUAAAUUGGCCCCCGCAAAUUAAAGUAAUCAAUUGUAAUUUUUAUUUGGUAGGAUUGCAAGCUAAGAUUAUUCUUGUCUAAUUUUUGAAAUUAUUUUUUAACUGGAAUGUUCCUGUAAAACAGGUGUAAGGGACUUGUGGCCCCUCAAAUGUUGUUGGACUCAAAGUCACACCAACCCUCACCUUGCCAUGCUGCCUAGGGCUGAUGGGGAUAUGAAUUCAAAAAAUCUGGAGGGCCAUAAGUUUCUCAUCCUUUAGAAGAAUGAAAGUCCAUUUUCCUGCUUGGAAUGUUAACUUAUGCUUUUCAGUAUCUUGGAAGACAUCUAUAUUGAUCUUUGGUAAAGUGCAUAUUUAAUUGUUGAUUAGAAGAUGAGUAGUUAACAUAUCUUAAUGUGUUGCCAGUCCUACUGAAUUAGUCAUCUCUCAUGAUAUGCAUGUUGGGUGGGGAGAAUACACCUCUAUAAUUGCCAUAAUCACAAAGGUGAUUUUUUAAAAAAAAUGCUAGCCAGUGCAUCAAGAACAUGGCAUUUUCUUCUAAAGGAGCCCAGUAUUAAUCUUAAAAGUCCUAGUUGGUCCUGGUUUACCAGAAGCAAACCUUGUUGUGUUGAAUUUUAUUCUCUUCAUGUGGAAAACUGCUGUAUUGAUGUAAGGUGUACGGAAUCCUUGAACUUAUCUGAGUGUCUAGUGUGGGUGGGGCCAGUUGUCAGAACAUGUUUGGGAAGAAUGUAAAUGGAUAGUGCAUAUAUUUCAUUAUGUGAAAUCUACCUCUGGUGAACUAUUGCAUACAUUUGCUGUAGACCUGUUCUCUGCAGACAUGGAUGCCUUAGGAAAUACUUGAAAGAACUGGAGUGCUGCCAGUACCUGCGUUGUAUAAAGAUCAGCCAUCUGGUGAUUUAAAGCAUGUUUCGCCAGACUGCCAUGGCAACCAAGUAUUAAACAGUAUCUAGCUAUUUGAGUUUAGAAAAACACUUCCUCAUUGAAAGAAAGUGACUCCUAAAGCCUAUUCUGGUGAAGUGCACACACUAACAUAACCUUACUAGGGAGAUGGAUCCCCUGUUUUGGAGACUCACAACAUGAACUACAGUAGAUUGCAUGCUGAAUGUUCUUUUCUAUUAUAUUAUAACAGGGCACAUUUCCUUAUGGGCAUUUGUCUUCCCUACAUGCCCUUAGUUACAUUAGUGUUUGGCUCAGCCAGAGUUGCUGUCUUCUUUCUUCACUAGGCUUCCUAUUUGACUUAGUGCUGGUUCAGUGGUUCAUUGGGCAAACAGGAAAUAUUAGGAAUUCUGAUGGGCUGUCACCCAUCCUGCAGGUCAACCGUCUUCCUGUCUGGGCUGAUUGAUGUGGCAUUUUGUUUCUCCAAAUUUGAAGCUAUAGCACAAAUUCUGGCCUGAGUGUGCUGGAUAACUCUCUGUUUCUGAGCCUAAUUCAAGUGCUGGUUUUGACUUUUAAAGCCUUAUAAGGCUUGGGACCCUAUAUGUAAAGGUAUGUGUUUCCCUGUAUGAACCCGCCCAGUUACCAAGGUCAUCAUCUAAGUCCCUUCUCUGUGAGCCACCUCUAAGAGAGGUCUGGAGAAUGGCAACGAGAGAACAGACUGGUUCUCUAGUUUGGCACCAGGCAAAGUCUUUGGGCAACACCUAUGAUAUGAUAUUGUAUUAUUAAUUCUGCUUCUAAUAUAUUAAAGCUGUGAUUUUAUUACUGUGGGUUGUAUUCAACCAAAUCAUUCUACUAGCUGAACCAGCACAACUAUGCCCACUAGCAUAAGGUUACCAGAGGUCCCUGUUUCCUGGGGACAGUCCCCGGAUUUACAAAUCAGUCCCCUGACAAAAUCCAUCAAUUUAGUAGGAAGUUGAAAAGUGUCCCCGGAUUCAUUAAAAAAAUCUAAUAACCUUAUGCUAGCACAAUAGGACUUUUUUCUCCCUUCCCCCAUGCGACCCUUCACCCUUCCCAAACUCUCCUCGAGAAACGCUUACACUGACAGUAUGAUCUCCUUAUUGCUACAUUUAAUACAACCUUGCAUUUUUCCCUUGGUUCUAAAUCACUUUGAGACCUUUGUUGUGGAAAGCAGUAUAUACAGUUAACCUAACUUUACAAAGACAUGAAUGCGAUACUGGUAUAAUAAUCCUUUCACAUCUACAGUUGAGUUUCUUGCCAUGAUUGUGUGCCUACCUUGUUAUUGGUUUGUCUGCUGCCAGAGUUAUCUCCAUUGCAAGCUGCUUUCAUGCACCCCCAUUAACAUGUUCAGUAUAUAGAGAACUGCAUGCUGUAUAAUGACUAGAUACUUAAACCUCACACUUCAAUUUGAAUAUAAAUAUUUAUUAUAUUUGAUCGAUGUAUAUUCUUUUUAGAAAUCUCUGUCUCCAUUCCAGAGAAAGCACUAUGUUUUAUAAAGCUGGAAAAAUGAAACAACCAUGAACUCAAAUGGCACUACAUACAUUUGUAAACAAGUCUAUUAAUUAAAAAGCAGUGUGUAAUAUAAUUAGAAUCAGCUGAAACAGUUAGACUGAAAAUGGUUUUUUAUUUAAUGCCAGCUAAAAGUCAACGUAGUGUCUUCAAUAUAAAAUUCAAGCAUUUUUUGUCUUUGUACGAUGUUUUGUUAAUCGAACUGUGAUGUAGCUUAUUUUACAGUAGUGCUGCCCCUAGUAUGUUUCAAAAAUAAUCCCAGAGCCUUUGCUACAGUGCAUACAAUAGUUAAUAUAAAUACAGUGGUACCUCGGGUUACAUACACUUCAGGUUACAUACGCUUCAGGUUACAGACUCCGCUAACCCAGAAAUAGUACCUCAGGUUAAGAACUUUGCUUCAGGAUGAGAACAGAAAUCGUGCUCCGGCGGCGCGGCAGCAGCAGGAGGCCCCAUUAGCUAAAGUGGUGCUUCAGGUUAAGAACAGUUUCAGGUUAAGUACGGACCUCCGGAACUAAUUAAGUACUUAACCCGAGGUACCACUGUAUGAGUAUUUAUGGCUACAGAAAUACUUCAUUCAUCCAACUAGCUUGGAGUACCAAAGUCUUUAGAUAAACAGACGAUAUUCUCUCAUAGGCCUACAUUUGCUAUAAACGCUAGUUAGCAAAGAGUAAACCUGAUACCUCUGUGAAUAAUUGCGGCAAGUGUGUGUGUAUGUACAUACACAGCUGUAACGUACUAGAAUCUCUGCCCUUUAGAGAUAUCUGUGAAGACAUGCAGGAAAAGAAAAGAAAGCUCCCUGAGCCAAACCUUUCCCUUUGCCAAAUAUGUUAAGUGAUAGAUGAACAGAUUUGUUUACCUUCAUGCAUUUCUGUUAUUUGUAGUUGUAGCACAUUCAUGAAGCUUCCUUAACUACAAAUGCUGAAAUUUGGGUCCCCUCCAAACCUGUAGCAAAAUUUUGCAAUCAUUUUCCAGCAUAAACAGUUUUCAAGGUGCUGUAGAAGGAAUUAUUGCAAUAACUUUUGCAUUGGUUUGGAAUAGCCUCAGUUUGAUAUACAGUAUUGCUUUCUGUGCUUUUGGGGGAUGAGCUGCAAAACAUGGGGUUUGCACUGCAGAACAGAGAAUGUUGGGUUUAGGGGUGAUACCUAUGACCCCCAGUUUGAGUAUCAAUUGCUCAGUUUUGGGGGUGCUGCAAAAUGUGGGGUUUGUGCUGCAAAAUGCUGCAAAACAAUUGCAAAACUUUGGCACCAGUUUGGAGGGGAUUGGGGGGUGUAGUUAAUGAAGCUGAUUUUUAACUAAGUCAUGGCUUAAACAAAUAAGAUUUGUGUUUUGCCUAGCUUCAAAGUAGUUAUUCUAUGUUUUCUAUCUGUAAGUGUUAUGUGUAAUAGGUAAAACUUUUAUAUUCUUGUUGUGCUACCCAUUAAAUUCUACCUUAAGAGCUCUGCAGGUCAUAUACUGUAGUUUUCGCCCCAUACCGUAGUUUUUAUUCCCCCCCCCCAGGUGCGGGGUUGGGGCGGGCGAAGCCCGAGCUUCCCCCAGCCCCCAGAACAGCCUGCUAUCCGCAAGCCGCGCAGCUCUCCCAUGGCUAGUGGAGCACUGCGCGAAGCUUGGGGCAUGCUGAGCUCAGCGCGCCCCAAGCUUCUGGGUGCCGGCAAGCUCUCUGCUAGCCGUGGGAGAGCUGCGUCUCCCACGGCUAGCGGAUAGCUUCCUGAAGCCUGGAGAGCGAGAGGGGUCGGUGCACACUGACCCCCCUCGCUCUCCAGGCUUCAGUGAAAGUCUGCAUUCGCCCCAUAGGACGCACACACAUUUCCCCUUCAUUUUUGGAGGGGAAAAAGUGCGUCCUAUAGGGCGAAAAAUACGGUAAAUCACUUGUACUGCUGGCAACAGCCAGUUGAAUGGUUUAGCUCCCAAUGCCAAAGCCACUGGGGAAAAACCCAAAUGUAAGCGUGUUUCUGUAGGAAUGGCAAAUAUGCAAGUCUUACUGCAGAUUGCGUAAUGGAGUAAUCUGUAUUAAAAGUCUAAUAGAUUAAAUCAUGUUUGCCAAUAUUUUCAGGGUUGUUUUUUUUAAUAAACUCACUAUGCAGAACAAGAAAUGUGUAUAUGACUGAAUUUUAAAUACUUCCUUCUUAAUCAAAGCAGCCAACCUUAAAGAUAUGCAUCAAAGACAACCCCCAGUCAACUAAUUUUUUGACCAAGGAAAUAAUAUUUGGGAAGUAUUUCAUAUUGAAGUUAAUAAGGGCGAAUUACAGAGGCCAAUGCAAUGCAAUAUACAGAGAGCAUAGACAGGAUUAUGUUGGAACUUUUGUUAAGAUUGGUUCACAGGUUAGCACUGAAAUAAACUUCAUACAGACUUCAGAUGGGAUAGUCCUGUUAACUGAAGCAGUUGUUCAUUAGGUUAUCUUGUGUUGUCAAAGUUUGCUUUUGAAGUGACUGGAAAAACCAGUUUAUCUCUUUUUCUUUCUCAUGCAAUAUUGCAGAUUCAUUGCUUAUUUAUUGUGCCUUUCUUGUCAAACCUAAAUACUUUUAUUUUUUUCCAACAGGCUGGUUUUUGGAAUGCUGUAUCCUGCGUAUUAUUCAUACAAAGCUGUGAAGACAAAAAACGUGAAGGAAUAUGUAAGUUUUGUUGCGCUAUUUUUGCAUUACUGAGUUGCAUUUGUGGUGUGAAACAACACAGCUUCAUCAAAAGUCAUACGGUCUCAAGUUCAGUAGUGGUAUGUUUGGUGAUGCUGCUGCUUACUUGAAUGGGGCUGGGACCAGCAUCAAAACUCCCAUUGUUCUAGGUGCAUUUUGCGACAGGGAAUUUCAUUUAUGCAAGCAGUUUCUAAGCUCAGGGCACAGUACUGCACCUAAGAUUUCAGAUUAAAACUCCCACUGCUGGAAGGAAAGGACCUUUUUUUGCCUCCCCACUUCCAGCCACUCUCUGAAGAGUGGAGAAGGGACCCUCAUAAGAAUAUUAGAGGGCCGGGCAGGGAGAGUAUGGCUUUGUUUUUUGCAGUCUUCAGAUGAGGACUAGACCGUGUGAAAAAUGAACAUAAGGUUUUAGCUGCAGUUCAUUCAUUUUCAGUUUUGUAUUCUUGUUGUAAAAAAAGUGUGCCUGGUGCCCAUAACCUAGGUUUAAGCUCCAUUUAGCUCCUAGCUUUCAUAUCUCAGUUUCUAACACUGGCUGGGACAUGACAGCAGUGAGACCGAGACUGAGCAGUUGCACCAGAAGUGCUGGAUUGAUGAUGGCAGUCCACCGGGGCAACUGCAUGGUCCCAAUCUUUCUGCCUUCAUAUCCCAGCCCCACUGAGGUGAUCAGCAGCAACACUGGUGCUGAGUGGAUGGUUCCAUCCCGUCUCAUAUACUGCUACUGCACAAGUUUGUGAACAGCAGACAAUAAUUUAUUGUAACACCUUGUGAUCCUAAUUCAUACCUGAGUGCGUCGGUGUAGAUGUAGCACUGACUCCCUUCUUCAAUUUGGCUGCAGCUGUUCCCUAAUUUGAUGCACAUUUCCUUCUGCCAACCUUAAUUGUGGUAUAGGGUAUACUUUUCCUGUGAAGCCAACCCACCUUAGGAAGGCUGAGAGCCAUGCUGCAUAUUAUUACAUUGUGCACUGACCUAGAGGGUCGUGUGUCUCUCUCUUUCACUCUCCCAUCUGCGGGGAGAGGAAGACUCCGCCUAGCCAAGAUUUGGAUUUUUGAAUAGGUGCCCUAUACAGUCAGUGGAAGUAAGACUCAAACUUCUAUAGUGCAAACCUAUCCAUUACAUUUCUGUUCAAAAGUAAGGACCGCUGAAUUCAGGCUUACUCUUAGAGAAAAAUGUGUAGGAUUGCAGCCUUAGUUGAACUUAAUGAAAGAGAUCUUUGUUCACCUACUUAAGCAGAAACUUUUUCAUGUCUCCUGCUUAUGAAAAAAAUAAGAUUAGAAUCUGUUCUGUUACAACCAGUUAAACUUGAAGUGGAAGGCAGUGAGGUAACUAUUUCCAGUGUGUGCCUUGACUGAAAUUGGAAGCCUGCAAAUAUGCAGUUUCUUAAGUUGUAUUACGUCCAAUUUUAUGAGACUGUCUUUAUGUAGUCAAAUGAGUUGGAAUCUGUGAUCUUCUGCCUCUAGUGGUGUUUUCUUUUUAGAUUCUGUGUUUUUUGGGGGGUGGGCUUGUUUGUAUGUCUUUUUCAAUGCAGCUGUCUAUUCCUCUCCAGGAACAACGCCCCUUCCAGUUUGAGAAAUGGGGAUCUGAAGCUCUCCUUCAAAACAAGGGAGUCAGAAUUGUUAUCACCUUGGUUGAAUCAUGUUGAGAACAAGUUUUCUCCACACAGCCUUCACAAAACAUUAAACUUUGACAAAUUUAGUUAGAGCAGAUUGUAUGUCCUUGAAGGUGAGAUUACACAGGAACUAUUCUGGAGGUGCUCUUUCCAUCCCUUGGAUGUUGUCUUACAACGGAAUAAACACUUUGACAGCCUUAUCCAAGAUAGCAGAGAGCUGACAAAUCUUCUACAAUCUAGGAAGAUUAAAGGUCAUUGAUUCUUGUAACCCAUACCAAGGGAUUUUAAAAGUUUAAAACAACAUUUUGUACAAGUUGUAUAUUCUUGCUUGAAAAAUUAAUUAAAACGCUUCCCUGCUUUGUAUCUGAGACUUUCCCUACAGCUUUACUGUGGUUCAAAUUCUCAAAGGGCAAGCACAAACUAUUUUUAAAAACAAAGAUUUAUCACCUGUUAAUUACUAGUAGAACUUCAACCAACACAAUCUAUAUACAGAUUAGGCAGGAAUUUAGGAGACAAGGCAAGCAUAUGCUUUGGUCUUGUUAGGAUGUCUUACUAAGUUUUCAUUGUUCACUUAAUAAUCGUGGAUAUGCAUGAGUGGAGUUCAACCACAUCUAACCCCUUUCCUGCUUCUAUAGUCUUCUUUACAUGGGUAGCAAAAACACCCCAGGAUUCAGCACAGACAUUAUUUUCAGUUACGUCUGAACUGGGAACUACGGCACAAUGCUUCCAAACAAGCCAGGAAUAUAAGCCAGUAUUUUAUUUGGAAGUACUUCACCAUGGCUCCCUGUUUCAACACUGUGUAAAUACUGUACAUUGUCGUUAUUUGAACUAGUAUCUGUAUAUUGGGGAUGGCAAAACUUUAGCCAUCCAGAUGUUGUUUGACUAUAGCUCCAGUCACCGCUGGCCAUUGGCCAUGCUGAUUGAAGUUGAUUGAAGUUAGUUGCCAUCAACAUCCGGAGGUUCCCCAUCUUGCUGUAUAUGAUUGUAUGAGCAUGGCUAAUGAGAUGGGGCCAGCUAAACCUUCCGCAUGUGAAACUGAAAUAUUGCUUUAACUUGCCAGGUGAACUUUAGUUCCUCGAGACUGAAUUAGCAAGCCUGUCAUCCAGGAUGUUGAGUUCGUAAUUGCCCCAAGCAGGCACUGCUUGAAAUACUGAAUUAUUAAACGCAUUCUCUAAGGAAGCAUGUCUCUUUGUUUAAAACAGACUCUCUUCCACAAAUCCCCUUUCCACUAGCAGUUUAGUUCAAAUAAUUAUUGGUAAUACGUGAACAUAAUAAUGUUAGCUUCUCAAAUGUAAUUAUCAACGCCUGGCAUUUAAAGCUUUUUACCCUUAAGUUUUCCCCCCUUAAGUAUAUAUAAAAUGGAAUAAUAUAAGUACAGAGAACAGAGACUGAAAUUCAUGAGACUUUAAGUUUGUGAAUUCAGUUGAGUUGGGUAAAGAGUUGGCAUUGCUACUUUUCUUGCAAGAGUCACAACCCAACAACAUCUGAAAUGCCAUAAAUUAUCCUCUCCUGCAGCAGUACAUCUAAUCUAUCAUUGCUCUGUGUUGAUGAUUUACAUAUAAACAUUAAUAUUUAUAUAUUUUCUUAAAUGUACACCUCACCUUUCUUCAGCCAUGGAACCUGUGGUUCCUAGGUGGUCAUUCAUCCAGGUCUCAUGCCUUCAGAGGACACCCUAGCACAUGCAUGUCGACAUUUCAGUUUUUAAAUUCAGAAAUCAUGCACUAAUAAGCAAGCAUGUCUUCCAUCAGAAUAUAAAUUCUUGACCCCUGAGAAAAAAAUCUUCAUGUUUACCUAUUUCUAAAAAAUCGGAUUUGAUUCCUUUUAGGAGAUAAAUCUUUGUUGAUAUGGUCUUCUUAUGGGUAGUAUGUUAGUAUGCAUUAAUAAAUGAUUUUUCAUUGCCCCAAAUGAUCAGAAACAUUCUUUUUAGCCCUGCAAAGAGCACUUUACCAAUAAAUAGUUUUUCUUUUAAAAUUGUGCAACCCACAAAAUAUGGCUCCAUGGAAUCACUAGGGCAGUGUUCAAAAUUCUCAUUGUGCUAGGCGCGUUUUGCAACAGGGAAUUUCAUUAAUGCAAGCAGUUUCUGAGCUCUGAGAGCAGUACUGCACCUAAGAAUUCAGAUUAAAAUUGCCACUGCUGGAAGGAAAGGACCUUUUUCUGCCUCACUACUUCCAGCCACUCUCUGAAGACUGGAGAAGGGACCCUCAUAAGAAUAUUAGAGGGGAGGGCAGGGGGGGUAUGGCUUUGUUUUUUGCAGUUUUCAGAUGAGGACUAGACCAUGUGACAAAUGAACAUAAGGUUUUAGCUGCAGUUCAUUCAUUUUCAGCUUUGUAUUCUUGUUAUAAAAAAGUGCACCUAGACACUCGAUUGCGGUGCCCAUAACCUAGGUUUAAGGUGCCAUUUAGCUCCUAGCUUUCAUACCUCAGUUUCUAACACUGCACUAGGAUGAUUAACCCUUAAGUUUUAGAGCUAAGGCAUUUCCCCCUGUUUCCUGUGCUAUUCUUCCCCAUUUCCUCUGCAUUAAAGCAUUCUGCUCAGUCUAUGGAAGUUCACAUGAAGGUCAAUUUUUUUCAGAUGAAGACAGCCCAUCAGUGUAGUAACUUCAGCUGGCAUGUACACUAAUUUAACUCUGUUCACUCGUGCUUAAAAUACCCUCUAAUUCCUUUGGGAAUUAAGCUUAGGAUAUCAUCACAUGACUGGUGCUCUGUUCAGUCUGAAAUGCUAAGAAACCUGUCUGAACCUGAGGAAUUUCAAAAAAUAAAGUGAGCAAAGUUUGCUUCAAGGGAAAAUACAUCUAUGAGUUCAAUGGUGUAAUUUUAAAAUUGAUUACGUAAGGCUGUUAGCCGUCUAAAUAACUUUUAGUUGAUUAAUAAAAUGCAUUUAAUGCUCAACUGGGUGAUUAAGUAAGUUUACGCAUCACAAAUAAAAACAUGUCCUUGCUGAUUAACCCCCCCCCCCCGCCCCCGCUAGUUAAUGGCUAAAGAUAUUUCGUUUUUCCCCCAUGUAUUAAACACCGCUGUGUAUAAGACGCCCCCUAUUUUGGGGGACUUAAAAUUAAGAAAAUGGGGGGAGAUUGCCUCCGUGUAUAAGGCUAACCCCCCUUUUAACAUUAUUUUUUAGUAAAAAAACCCUAGUCUUAUACACGGUAAAGUAUGGUGAUUAAUUGAUCUACUAUGUAAAUUACAACUUGUAGUUUUACAAAAGCUUUUUUUUUUUGUUUAGCUUUGAAAAUUGGUUUCUUUCUUUCUUUAAAUUCAGUAGUGCUGUGUCUUUCAAUUUUUUGUAUUUUAGUAUGGUGGCAUUUUGAUAUGGUCUGCCUUGUGGAGAACUGGGAUUAGAAGUGUCAGGCUAAUAAGCUAGAGAAAAAUGUUUUGCUCCAAAAAAUUGUACUUCAUGCAUUUGGAAGCAGGAUAACUUUGUAGAAUAUUCUCACAACCUGACUUUGAGAAUUGCUUUUUAAACAACUAGAGCAUAACUUUUAUUAUAAAUUGAAACCCAGUACUUAUUUAUAUAUUUUUUGUUUUAAUGGGGAAAUGGCAUCUGGCUAUUUUUGUAGUGGUUUGUAUAGCGUAGUUGGCAAUAGAUCCCUUCUGGUAACCCUCUAAAUUACCAAGUAUGACAUAAAUGUGUGUAGGAAAUGUAAAAGAGACAGAUUAAAAUAUCCUAUGGGAAUAAAUCCUUGGACUUAAUACUGCAGUUCAUUUUUCAAGCGGCAAAAAUAGUGACUACAGAUGGUUUUCUUGCCCAUCGCAUGCUUUGAGAAUCUGUGCUCUCUUUAAAAGCACAUUUUAAGGAAGACUCUCCAUGACAUUUCAUCCAGUCUGUGCUUCUGCAUUCAGAUUCUUUUGUCUGGUCCACUUACUGAUCACGUUUGGAUGACUAUAUAUUCCACUGAGGUUGAGAUUUGAACAAGAUACACCCAUACACACACCCUUUUCAUAAGCUGUGAUUUAAAUCAGGAAGUCUCUAAUCACACUUUCCCCUUUCUUUAGAACAGGGAGACCAUGCCUACCAAGUUCAGAACAAGUCAAAAUCUUGAAACUGUGGUUCAAAACUGUUUUAAAGAGUCUGCCUUGUUCCAGAAUUGGUAAAUGGGUGAAAUGGGAAACUGGUUAGAGAAUGUGGUUCAAUCACAGUUCAUGCAAAAGGGUUGUAUGCACGGGCCACGGACUUAUUUGGAGAAGAGCUAUAGCUUUAUAGGAGAGCAUGUUUUGUUUGCAGAAAGUCGUAGGUAGAGCUAGGAAAGACUUGCACCUGAAACUAUGGAAAGCUACUGCCAGUCUCUAUAGAGUCAGUUGGUCAGUGAUGGAACAGUGAUUUGGAUUGGUGUGUUUCUGUGUCUUAUUAAAGCAAGAUAAUGAACUUCUAAACUGGAUUGAAACCCGGUAUCAUUAAGUGAGUGUAGCAUGCCAGCAGAAGUGGAUAUUUUGCUCAUAAAGUAUAAACCUACCCACUGGAGCGAGGGAUAGCUCUGAUUAGCCUCUGUAUAGGAUGCUGGAAAGGGACAUGGGUGGCGCUGUGGGUUAAACCACAGAGCCUAGGAUUUGCUGAUCAGAAGGUUGGCGGUUCGAAUCCCCAUAACAGGGUGAGCUCCUGUUGCUUGGUCCGUGCUCCUGCCAACCUAGCAGUUCGAAAGCACGUCAAAGUGCAAGUAAAUAAAUAGGUACAGCUCCGGCGGGAAGGUAAACAGCAUUUCCGUGCGCUGCUCUGGUUCACCAGAAGCAGCUUAGUCAUGCUGGCCACAUGACCCGGAAGCUGUACGCCGGCUCCCUCAGCCAAUAAAGCGAGAUGAGCGCUGCAACCCCAGAGUGACUGGACCUAAUGGUCAGGGGUCCCUUUACCUUAGGAUGCUGGAGGUCUCAAACUGAACACAGGCGAUGGGACCCACCUAAACUACUGUAAUCUUUGCAGUGAUCUGGUAGCUUGCUAAGGGCUGGAACUGUUGGACUGUAUAGAUUGCCAUAGGUUAUAUUAUAGCUAUCGGGUCAGCAACAGUCCUGUGAUACAAAAUGAGUAGGGUUCCAUCUGACACUAACACAAAAUUAUCAGCACUCACACAGAAUUAAUUUGAUAUAAAAUUUUAUUUUGGUGGAGAUACCUAUCUGUCCAUCUAUCCUGUACUGUGUACUGCUACUGCCAAUACAGUGGUGCCUCGCAAGACGAAAUUAAUCCGUUCCGCGAGAGUCUUCGUCUAGCGGUUUUUUGGUCUUGCGAAGCAACCCUAUUAGCGGCUUAACGGAUUAGCGCUAUUAGCGGUUUAGCGGCUAUUAAAGGCUUUGGGGAUUAGCUGCUAAAAGUCUAUUAAUGGCUUUUAACGGCUUAGCAGAUUAGAUAAAGGGGGAAAAGCGAAAAAAUCUCAAGACUCGCAAGACAUUUUCGUCUUGCGAAGCAAGCCCAUAGGGGAAUUCGUCCUGCGAAGCAACUCCAAAACGGAAAACCCUUUCGUCUAGCGGUUUUUCCGUCUUGCGAGGCAUUCGUCUUGCGGGGCACCACUGUACUAGCUUAAAUGGACAUGUAUCAGUUUCUGCAGCUUGCUUAACUGGUGAGAAUUAUAUGUAGAAGAUUUUCAGUGGCGCUACUUUUCUGUUUUGUCAGCAUUAAAGGCUAGAUUAUCUUUUUUUGAAGAAAGGGGUGGGGUGGUUUGCAAGCAUGAGUCCCCGUUUUAAGGAAGGCGAUGGAAUGGAGGGUAUUUUCUCCUUGUUGUGUGAUUUAACUCAUGGUAGUGAAACAAUAGCUGCUUCUUCCAAAUAGGUUGUUUUGUUCAUUUUCCGGCAGAAGUUGAUCAGGUUAUCAGAGCUGCUUUGAUUUAAGCUAGAGUAAAAGGGCUGUUUAUCAGAAAGGUUCUGACUCUUUCAGCUGCUGUCUGCUACCUAUGGUUCCCAUCUUUCUAAAACAUAUGAAUACAAGCAGCAAGUAAGCAUAGUUUAAAUCAUUGCAAAAUGUGUAUCCUGUGUUACUGUCAUUGAUGUAUUGGAAAUUAAAAUGGUUGUCACAUCUUUCCUUUUCAGGUGCGGUGGAUGAUGUACUGGAUUGUGUUUGCUCUUUAUACUGUUACUGAAACAAUAACGGACCUCAUGAUAUCUUGGUAAGAUAUGUUUGGGUUCAGAGCAUAAUGUUACAAUUCCAGUUGUGUUUUGACGUAUUGUAGUUUAUAGUGUCACAUACCCUUUAUCCGAAUUAUCCUAUGCUAGUUCUGAAAAGGGUAGAGCUAUAAAAUAGCAAUAAUAUGUAAAACUAGAUUAAGGAUUAUAGAUAAUUAAAGUAAAGCCAAAAAAAGCUUUUGUUUAAAAUGUGUUAUUAUUCAAUAUCAUCCAGAGCUUUCUGAUCUAGAAGGAAUGUACCUGUUUCUAAAAUAACAGAACCCAAUUUUGAAUUCUGAUUUGUUUUGCAGGUUUCCAUUGUACUACGAGCUGAAGAUUGCAUUUGUUAUUUGGUUGCUCUCUCCAUAUACUAGAGGGGCAAGUUUAAUAUAUAGGAAGUUUCUUCAUCCUCUUCUUUCUUCAAGAGAAAGGGUGAGACAUUCCUCUCUUUGUGGUUUUAAAAUAAUUUAUUCCAUAAUAUAAUAUAAAUAUAAUAUAAAAACCUAUAUAAUAUAAAAAAUAAUAAUGCAAGUGGGGAGGGGAGGGGAGGAGAAACUUGCAUUAGUACUUUGUAUUUAACACUGAGAAUGUUAUGUCAAAUUAUAUUAAUGUCCACACUGUUUGCCUGUUUUUCCCCUUAGGAGAUUGAUGAAUAUAUUGUGCAAGCCAAAGAACGCGGUUAUGAAACAAUGGUUAACUUUGGUAAACAAGGCUUAAAUUUAGCUGCUACUGCCGCAGUGACAGCAGCUGUAAAGGUAAAUAUUACUUAACCGUUCAGUAUAAAAAUACAUUGCAUAUUAAGUUGGAUAACUUUUUUCUAACAGCAUGUUCUAAAAGUAUGCCCUCUCUUAAACACUAGCUAUAUUAUGAUUUUAAAAAAAAUAGUGAAGAUGACCCUUUCUUUCUCUCUUGUUGCCUUUUCUUGCUGGCAAUCACACUCCGUAGGAUUUCUGGCUUCUUUCUGCUGUUUUCCUUCAAUCAAGUUGAGGUAAUUGUUCAUGGAAAUUAAAGCAUGAAGCAGUGCUACAGUACAUAUGAGUUGGCAAAUUAAUAUGAAUCCCCACUGAAUUCUCUUUACCUUUUUUAGAAUAAAAUAUUAAUUCACUACAUGAACUUGAACCAUAACUGUUCUUGCUUAGAGUUGUGUGAUAUUGGAAAACAUUAAUUUAAUUGGGCUGCUGCACUUGGACUCAAAAAGUGCUCCUGACUUUCUGUGACGUGUCUAAGUAAUAAGCUUCUUGGCUCUUCCUGUAAUUCAGGCAUGUAGCUAAUGGACACUAAUGAAGUCAACAUUUGUAACUAUAGCAAUGUAAAAGGAGAAUCUAUACACCUCCAAUCAAAUAUGUGCUUAGAAUAAAUGGUACAAGACAGGUUGAACAAGAUGGACAUUGCCUACAGUAAAUUUCCAUGCAUUAGUGAAGGGUAGCUUCCUCUUUUCUCCCUGUCUUUCAUAUUUCUAGGAAAUUAUAACUGCAACUAGUAGAAGUGUAACCUUCCUAAUACUUGUAGCAAUGCUUUGUAGACAAGUUUCACCAGCAGUCAGUGGAUCAGAAACAAAAAGGUAGUGGAAAUGCUUAAAAAUAUAUCUGGCUAACUUUAAAGAGGUAUCUUCCGAGCAAAGCCCCUGCCCUUCUGUUUCACUUUCCUCAAGGUGAAGGAGAAAGAACAAGAAAUGUGAACAUUUAAACAGUCAGAUUCACAUUAGAUAUUACAAGAGAAGCAAAAACAAAUCAGUAGAGCAGGAAAAACCAGCUUGCAGCAAGGCAUGGAUAUGUCAGAGCAGUCAGGCUGAAAUCCUUCCUAAAAAAAGCCAGAUGAACCUUGUGCCAGAAGGAUCAGUUGUUGAAACCCUAGGGAGAGUAUUCUAUAAAAUUGACACUGCAGCCCCAAAGGCCUUACUCGUAGCAGAUACCUGAUGAACUUCAGCUGGCAGCAGGACACUGGACAUAGCCUUAGAUCAAGAGUGGGAAACCUUUGACCCACCUGAGGUUUCUGAACUAAAACUCCCCAUCAGACUUAGCAAGUGUAGCCAGUGAUCAGGGAUGAUGGGAGUUGUAGUGCAGCAGUAUCUGGAAGGCUACAGGUACCCCAUUUCUAGUCUAAAACUUUGCAUAUGAGUGGAAAUGUCUGUACAGCAGUUCAGUGGCCCAUGCUUUUGGGUUUGAUGUGCUAAGAAUAAUUGAGAUUGGUACCACUCCUCAUGGAGUGCUGCCAAGCGAAAAGCUUUCAAACAGCCAUAAUCUGUGUGUUGUGUUUAGGCAGCAGGAUAACGUUUGAACUGGUUGUCAGGUAUUCUUGGUAAACAACUACUCAAAUUCUGCACACGGCCAUUUUAUUCAGGAAAUAGCUAUUGCUUUAAUUGACACUAGAUGAGAUUCUGAGGAGGAAUAAUUACUAGUUGGCAAGGAUAUGCAGAAUUUGCCAUUCUUAGGGGAAAUUGCUUGACUCCUUAAGGCCUCAGUUGAUCAAAUCAUGCCUGUCUUUGGCAUAUGUGCACUCACACUUACAUCUGCACCAGGGAAAGAGGAUGUGAGCGCAUGACUUGCUGUGUCUCUUUUUUUAUUUUAAACUAUGGCUUAGUGUUAUGUCUACCUCAUCAGUUCUUUCUGAAUUGGCAGUAGCCUGGUCUGAUGUGACCACUGUGUUCUUACAAACGCAGAGAAACCACACAUCCAGGGUUUCCUAGGGCUGAGACAUGAGACCUAACCUUCCUCUUUUGAGUCUUGAUCAAGGCAGGAUUUUCCUGAACGUUGGAACUCAAUUUAUUGAAAGAAAACAAUAAUGUAGGGUCAUAAUGUUCAGCUUUUGUCCUAUUUGGCUUGUUUAUGGCUUCCAUUUUUGCUGUACCUGCUAUUCUCAAGGUUUCAUUUCCUCAACUUCAAACGCUGCAAACUGCUGAUGGUAUGCAGCCAAAGCAGCUUCUCACUUCGCUUUCAUACGUAGUAUUUUAUAUUUGGCCAUGCUUUAUCUAUUUACUCUUAUCCUGAGAACUAGCUGUUUAAUGAAGACCAUUAUAUUUCCAAAUACAUAAUUUAUUGUUCUGAGAUGAUUCCUCUGCUGGUUUAUCUACAGAGGAUCAUAACGGCCAUUGGUUACUGCCAAUUUGUAGCUUUUUGCUGAAGGACAAAGAUUUAUAUGAGAAGUUCGGACCAUUUAUACCAUGUUUCAGAUCUAUGUUUAAACAGGUUAUUAUAUAUCAUGCAACCUCUAAGGAUGUUACUACAGUACUAAUGUGUUGACAGCUGAAAACAAGAAAAUGAAUGGCAUAAGGCUACUUUGUCAGCCAUAACUGCAGCCCUUUGUUAAACCAAAUUUCUCCCAAAUGUGCUUGAAAGGAUCGCUGGUCCUGUUAGUGAAUUAAUUCACGUGGGCAGAACUGCUUAAUAUAGCACAUAGAAGUUUUACAGCAAGGAAAUUAACCAUCUGCAUGCUUAAAAUAAAUAAGGAAAAGGUAACUUGUAUGAGCUUGCAUGCUUAAGUGUAAAUUCAGUAAUUAUAUUUUAAUAAAAUUUGGAACUUUAUGGCCAGGUGAUUGUACCAGAUGGAAUGGAUAUAUGAGGCACAGUUGGGUUGGCUGCAUUAAAGAUCCUAUAUGACAGGAGGACACAAUUAAAGGCAGUAUAGGAUAGGAAGCUAGUUGGGUCAAAGAUGCUGUUCCCUGACAACUGGAGGCCUAUAAAAGCUGGAGAGCUGUAAAAAUUCUCAGAGUAAGUACAUAAUUAUAAGACUAUUUUUAAUAGAUUAGGGCUCACUCAUACAGAAAUUGUGAUCCAGAUGCUAAAUAGAAUUUCACAAAAAUGAGUAAUCUGGGGUAUUUGAAAUGGUCCUGAUUUACACUUAAGAUGGAGGGAAAUGCUUUAAGUUGAGAAUGCUGUUUCUAACAGUAACAAGCCAAAUACUUCCAGGAAGUCCACAAGCAAUUCAUGAAAGCAACAGCAACUUGUACAUCCUAGCACCUCAUGUUUAGUAUAAUGCCUCUGAACACGGAGGCUCCGUUUAGCUGUGGUAGCCAGUAUCCAUUGAUAGACCAAUUUUCCAUGAUUUUGUUUAAUCUCUUUUAAAGUCAUCUAAGCUAGUAGCUAUAACUGCGUAUUAUGGCAAGCAAUUCCAUAAAUUGAGUGUUGUGUAUGAAGUACUUUCAUGUGUUCUGUAUCUACAAAGUAGUUACACGACAGGGGACUCUUUGCAUAGCCAAUACAGUGAUACCUCUGGAUACGCGCACCUCUGGCUGCGUAUCCUUCAGGAUGUGAACGCGGCAAACCUAGAAGUAUUUUUCCAGGUUUUGCCGCAUGCACAGAAGCGGUCCCUUUGGUUGCGGAAACCUCAGGAUCCAUCCGGAGCUCCAGAACGGAUCCCGUCCGCAACCAGAGGUACCACUGUGCUGACUAUCUGGGCAAAUACAUGUGGUAUGUAGUGCAAAACACUGAAUACUGUGCUUCUGCCGGCUUUCUACUUACAUUUUUACUGCUGGUUUUCUGCAUUGCCUUACUAGUACACUUUUGUCACUUUGGCUUCUACAACUUGGAUGGAUCUCAUGAUAAACCUUGUUAAUCACUAUAGGGAUGAGGCUGUCCGAGCCUCAAGACUUGUGCAUUCCCACCACCACCACUUCUUGUGCAGCUGUGUGAGGAGCAAAUCAGAAACUUUUGUUCUGAUUAACCACAGUUUAGCAUUUCCUCUGAACCCUAAACUGUAAUUAAUCUAAAACUCUGGCUCGAUUUAAAACAAGCUGUUUUGUUUCGAACCAACCAUGGCUGGGUUUGGGCAGCGCAACAAGUGGCAGUUAAUCUAAAAUGGAAGUGGAAGUAUCCAAAAAACCUUCUUACACCCAUGCCGGAGGAAAAAGCAGAGAGAGAAAUGCAAGGGCCUCAGACUUGCACAGGCUUGUUCACAGACUAUAGAAACUAUUGCAGGUGCUACAUGCACUUUCAUUCUUCAGCCCUGUCUUGCGCAUGUGCGCGUGCACACACACCAUCCUUUUUUAAAAAAACAACAACAGGUGUCAUCUUGACACUUGGAAGCAUUGCUAGAUAAGAAAUCUUAUUUGUUGCAUUCAAAACUGUCAGCUUGCCCAGAACUUUACAUGCCCCUUAUAAUUAUUUAAGGGAUAGAGUUUUUCCAGGUGUAUUUUUUGCAGCUCCAUUUCCGUAGAGGCACUUGUACAUGUGCUAUACUGCAAUAGUAACAGCACGAUUAGGAAUAAGCUGCAGUGAUUUCAAUGAGAAUUAUUCAGUGGAAGAUGUAUGUAGAAUUGCGUUGUCACUCCCUUAAUCUACAGCUGGGAGUGUAACAAUACAGUUCAGCUCUAAUACAAAACUGGGAAACCUCCAUUUGUGCAGAACAUAACUUUUAGCAUACAGUCAAGAUCUGACAUUAUUUUUAAAGAGAGAAUGUGAUUUUAUAAAUUGGUUUACUAGUGUAAAUUUUGUAUUAUGCAAGUUUAAGUUUAUGUGUAAGCAAGGUGCUUCACAAAAGAACACAAUAUGCUUGAUGGAAAUAGAAGCACUGCAUGUGAUGCCUUGUAAUAGUACAAUUUGUAUUCUGACUGUUACAAAUAAAUUUUGGAGGGAAAUGAUCCUUUUCCUAUUGAAACAUUUCUUUCCCCUCCCCCCCUUAAUUUUUCAGGGUCAAGGGGCAAUAACUGAAAAGCUGCGGAGUUUCAGUAUGCAUGACUUAACAGCUAUACAAGGUGAUGAACCAGUGGGACAAAGACACUACCAAACAUUACCUGAUACAAAAAAGAGAAGCAGAAGCUCCACCACCAAUGAAACUUUAGGUUUGUAUAUUGCUAAAAGAACUGGGAUGUUUCUGUUUUUGCUAGAUCGGGUGAUAACUGAUAUUGGAUAUUGCCCAUUAAAUUUUGUAUAAAGCAAGCACUGGAUGAAUACAACCAUGUUAUUUUACUGGAAAUUGAGAAAGCCUUGUUCCUGCAGAUUUUAUCAGGAUAGUCCAGCUUUGUCUAGUCCCCAGUAUUCACCUUAUUUAAAGAUAAUUUAUACCAAUGUUUUAUAAUUUAACAAACUUUCAACUUUGUAAUCUCAGGUUACAAUAUUCCAUUAAAACAAGAUUCUGAAGAUGAUAAAACAGAUGAGGAGAGGGAAGGGACGUAUUCAGAGGAUGAGACGUUCACUCAGAGAGGUCUCCGGCGAACACAAAGUAUGAAAUCGGUAAAAACUAUCAAAGGCCGCAAAGAGGCAAGUACAUCUCUACUUAGUAAUAUAAAGUUCUGUGUUCAGAUGGUACAAAGAAGUAGAGGUGUAUGUCAUUUACAUAUUGGCAACACCUCACUCCAGAUCUCCUGAUGGACAGCAGUAAUGCAGAUAAGAAUUUAUGCUAUCUGCGCUCGAGAAGUUGAUCUUCCUGUUUAUCACAUGAAGGUCACUAGAGUACCAAGACAACUUUCAUGCUCCACAAUGUUGCUGAGGGCACUUGGAAGCCAUUUUGUUUACGUCCCUUUGCAUCCUGCAGUUCAGAGCCCUGUUAGCCAGAAACCCUCCCAGACCAUUCUGCCCCCAGGAGAGUGGGGUAGCUGCUCCAGGCCAUGUCUCUGACAAUGGGCACAUGACAUAACACCUAAUAAGCUGAAUAUUUCCAGCUUGCUCUGCAGCAAGAACCAGAUCAAGGGAAAUGUGUGUUUUAUGCAGCUUUUUCCACUGUUGUUACUGACAUCUUUUUGUUUUGCUGAUUCUUUUUGGUGAUUCUAAGGCUGCCUGGAAGAGAGACUCUCUCCCCCCCCCCCGUGUUUUAUGCCUUUCUGGGGGAAUAUUUUGAAACAUAGCCUUUCUUUUUUCAAAAUAAGGUUUUAUUAAAGCUUUUUCAUAAUACAAACGGCCUUUAAAUAUUAAUUGUUGGCUCGUCAUGCUACCAUAGUUGAAUGAUCAAAGUGUUAUAAUUCAAAAGGUGCAUCUGGCAGUCUUCACCUAUGAACGUUUUCUCAGUGAUGGACUGGUUGCCUUUUAACAGUAGUUAAGCAGCCUUCCCCAGCAUGAUGCCCAUGGGAAUUGGAGUCCCAACAAAAUCUAGAGGACACCAGCUUGAGGAAGGCUGGGUUAAGCAAUGGGGAGUCCCCUGCUCAUUCUUUCUACUCCCUUCCCUCUCAGGACUGCAUUCCCCCUUCUCUUGUACCAUAGGUCAGGGUAAGUUGGAACUGACUGAACAUUUGGAUUCAACGCCUGCUUAAAGGAAUAAUGCUGAAAUCCCUCUGAAUUAUGCUGAAGCUGGGAGGGGGAACAUGUUUUCCCUAGGAGGGAGGGAGAUUGCUGUUCCAGCAGUUGGCUCCAGAUCUCUCGAAUUGUUGUUUAAGUGACAUUCACACAGCAUUAAUCUGUUCCAGCCUUCAAAUAUAUUUGCUUUUAUCUGUUUCUUCUUCAUGUCCUGCUUUGCCAGGUUUUCCUGUUCAGUAUUUUGUCAAAUCAUUCAUAUGCUAAGGGAACUAAAAAUGGGAAGGGGGUGCAAUAGCUCUUGAUGACUGUACUGUAUGCAUCAACCUUGUUGUGUGUUCUGUAGUGGUCAUUUGGGGUAACCAACAUAGAACCAUCCAGAUGUUUUGGCCUACUAUCAGCUGGCAUGUUCAGAGAUGGUGGGAGCUGUAAUCAAACCACAUGUGAAGGACACCAUAUUGGCUACCCCUGUGCACAGACUGACAGUUUUUAAAGGCUGCUAAUGAUCUGAAGCUGUUUUUAUUGCACAUAAUUGGAUUAACACUUUCAUCCAUGUCCUUAUGCUUGAUUCUAUUCCUGACAGAAAAUAAACCGCCAGUUUUACAAAUUUUGCACCAGAUUUUGCCCUGUGUAUCUAAAUCUUCCAUGCCAUUUUUUUCUUUCAGGUGCGGUAUGGCUCAUUAAAAUAUAAAGUGAAGAGAAGACCACAAGUGUACUUCUAAACGAUCUUCACAAUUCAGCAUGUCAAACUGCUAUAUUAGUUGCUUCCUGCAAGCCCACAGUAGGGCCUUGUCCUGCAUAGGACUUCCCCAUUCUCUGAAGGGAAACACUUGGCAUACAUGUGGAUUCCCAUUGCCAGUGUAGAGCAUUUUCUUGAUCAUUGAAGAGGAAGGGGAAAGCCCUGCAUGCACAGAGCUCUACGUGUAUACCUGACUUAACUGGCCACUGUGUUUAGGGAUUAUCCAUAUCAAUAAUUAAGUCAUGGUGGUAAGAAUAUAUUGCUUUAAAGAGUGGAGUUAUGUUUAAUCUCAGUUUCUUAAAACUAAUUGCUAAUAUGUUUAGGUUAGCACAUUACGCUUUUGUACUUCAUAAGUGAAAUAAUUUAACGGCUGACUCUUAAAGACUUUUAAUUGUGGCUUUUGUGGAUGACCAUUAAGUGCUUGGUUAAUGCCAACACUUACUGAAAAUCUCAGCACUUCCAGAAUUUCCUUUUUAUACUUGGAAAGCUUAUACUUGAAUGCGUCAUUGUGCUAGAUUCCUUAAAAAUUCUUAAAAUGCAAUGUAAGAGUAUUGAGUGUGAAAGAAAAAGUCAUUCACAAUCUUCUUAAUGGCUUGGAUCCAAAGAACAACUUAUGGCCGUUCAAGGGGUUUCUGCUACCUAGUGGAAUUCACUUUCUUAAAACAUGACGAACUGCUUUUGAUAAUUUCCUCACUGCUAUGUGACAUGGGGAGACUGCUUUAUUCUGCCUGAAGUUGGUUUUAGUUGAAAUUCUGUACACUGCAUAGAUACAUUUUUAUAUGAAUUUGCAGUAUAGAACUAAAAUAACAACAACAACCCCAGAAGGCUCACAUAACUUGCUUCAUUGUUUGGAGGUUUGUAUAUUGCUUUACUGUAACCAGGGAUUUGAGGGUAGCCUGUGCAUACAGCCGAGUUGAUCACUCAGAACAUUAUCUCUUUCCAGAGCAGCCCCCGUGCUAGUCUUUUGCAGCAAAAACAACAGGCAUGAGCUUCCAUGAACUACAGUUCACAGAUACAUGAAGUGUUACCCUGAGUUACAGGUAGAUGUGCACUGUAGUCCACCGAAGUUUGUGCCACAAUAAAUGUGUUACACAAGUCCCUUUGUUGUCUGUAUCUGGACACUUACAUGCUGUGAUCUGUAGUAUUGCAGUUCCAAUUGGUUUUUUCAAUGCAAUGUUGACCAAGGAACAUAGAAAGCUGCAACACAGUCAGACCGUUGGUCUGUCUAGUUUAGUAUAGUCUACACUGGCAGCACCUCCUCAGUGUUUCAGACAGGUAUUUCUCCAAACAACACCUGGAGACCAUCAGGGAUUGAACUUAGCACUUUCUGCAUGCAACUCUUAGCAAGUUUAUCUUCGUGUGGACUUUCUCUUAUGGGUUCACUGCUGCAUGUGAGAGCACGCAGCUGAGUAAUAUGGGCCAGGUGCCUUUUCUUUUUGGAAUGUAUAUAAAGGAAUUUAACUACAAGACCCAAAAUAUUUCAAACCUUUUUGUUGGAUACCAGCAGUCGUAUGAUAUACUGUGUACUAGACAUGUCAAACUCAAGAAACAGGAAAAACUUGCACAUUCUAAAUUUAGUUGUUCUAUUAUCUUAGAGUCCUGUGUUUCUAGUGUUUAAGAAUCAUCUUGCGUAUGCUUUUUAUUGUGCUUGUGUUUUUUAUUCUUUUGUAAAACAUUGAAGGUUUUAUGUUGGGGCACUGCAGAGAACUGAAGGCCAUUUCAGGAACACGAGGGUGGUAUGCAACCAAGCAGUUGCAAGAUUUUUCAUUUCCAGUGACAUAUUUGCCCUUUCCCUGCAUGUCCUCCCCAAAUCUGCUGCAGAGGGUUGGUGAAACCCCAGAACAGAUUUAGGGGUCUCAUAGGAGAAGAAAGGAGAGGGAAGGAAAGUUCAGCUACACAGCCAGAUACUGAAAUACUUUGUUGGAUACGAUCCAGAGCAACUGGAUAGGUGGGCUUACAUAUAUAUACAUAUCUUAUGUAAAACAAGCAUAAUAUGUAGAGCUUGUGUUAACUUGAUACACUUCUGUGAUGUUCGUUAUGCCAUUCAAGAGUAGCACUUGAAAUGUUCUAAAUCUUGAUAUUCUUAAGUGUUCACUACUUAAGUGCUGGCUCACAAAAUACUAUUAUUUUUUGGCUAGAUUCCUGAGGAAUGUCUUGUCCUUUUUAGACAGGUGAAUCUUCCAAAUCUAUUAGAAUAACCAGGAGUUUUAGUAUUGCUUCUGGAUGCAAGAACCAUGUCAGACCCUCAGCCAUUAAAUGUUAUGUAAGAAAUCAUGAAAAGAGGUUCACAUUUUAAGCCUGAUCUUCACAGCUUUGAGUGCUGCACACCUUUUAACCGAACACUUGAAAAAAAUUGCUGCUGUUAUACCGUAUAUGUUGGUACUAGGGUUUUAACUUGGUAAAGUGGUUCCAAAGGAAGUGGUUCCAAAUAUGCAUAUGCUUCACAAUUUUUAACUCAUGCCAUGUGGAGAAGAAUUUACCAUUUAUUCUGAAUACUGACAGCUUGCCCCAAAUAAGGAACUAAAGAACUGUUUUCUCUUCAGCUUUGGAAACAGGAUUUUAAUAAGAAACAAUGCUUGCUUUUACAUUUUUGUACCCAACUUGCUAAGAUGCUGUUCACAAAAUUAGAUACAUGUUUAAUUUUGAAAAGGUAAAUUACACAGCUGGGGAUGGGGCUGAUUGGCAUGGAGAAUCCCCCCCAAUUGAAAAUCGGGGGGGGGGGGCUACUCCCACACAAAGUUCCCAAUUCAGACUGAUGUCUCUGUGGCUGCAAUUUCUUUUUAAAAAGCCACCUAUGUAGCUGCUAAUUGUUGAAUGGUAUCUUCUCUAGUUUGGCCCUCAGAGUAGCUACUAAUGUGGUUACACUGGGUGUGGGGAGAAAGGAGUAUAGUAUCUGAAUUGGAGGUGUAUUCCCAGCAUUAUCUUUCAGAAGUCUUUCUGUUGUAUAAUCCCUCUGUUAACAAAAUUUAAAUCAGCCUUAGGGGUUUUUUUUUAAGCCUACAUACUGGAGGACCGUAGUUCUAAAAUAAGCCAGCCUAGUUUUCAACUUGUGUCUUCCACUUUUGCUUUUAAAAUAACUUGUGGCUGGUUAUGUAGAAGCACACACCAUACUGGGUCAGACAAAACAGUUUUGUAUCUUCCUACAACUGAUCCAACCAGAUAAUUUCAAAGGAACUGUAUAGGAAGUGAUUGCGAAAUGAUACGUUAUUUCAGCUAUUUUUUUUAAUAUAUCCAUGCCUUUUGUCAAACAGACUCAUCCUGAAAAUUUGUAAGGCUUAAGGACUGCUUUGUAUGUUAUGUUGUUGGUGUGUACUUGUAUCAUGAAUACUCAAAAGUUACAUGUAGUGCUUGCAUGUGUAUGGUGCAGGUGUGAUUGUACUUGUAUGGUAUGGGUGUGAUACAAAGGGAGCUCUUGGUUGGCUGAAUCUUCCUGGUUCAAGUAUAUCGAAAGACUAAAGGCCGCUUUGUGUGCACCCAUGGAAACUACAAGUGGCACAUUCCUUGGACACUCACUCAGUGAGGUUGUCCUUCAGUGAAAUGAAUGAAAAGCAAUUCCUUUCUCCCAUUUUUAAAAUCCAUUUUUUAGCUUCUUGGAUUCAAAUAAAUUUUUGGAUUCAAAGAAUGGCAAAAUAAUUGCUGCAAAUUAAAUAUAAUGGUUUUACCACGUCAAAAACAAGGUAUUUUGUUGAAAGAUGAUAGAUCAAUGUUGAAUGAAGUACGUAUUAUGCAAAAGAAACAUUAAACUAUUUUCAAGGACUGCUUCUACUUACCAGCUCUUACAAAUGCAAUUUCAACAUAUUGACUAAUUGCAGCUUUAAGACUGCAAGCUUUAACUUUCCCAUCUGUAACAGACUGUCAACUUGUUUACAUAUUUGUAGUACUGAAUUUUGUACUGAUACUUCUUUACCUAUGUAUAUGCUAUUUUUGAAGAUGCAAUGGCUCUUGAAAAGAUUUUUUUUAAAAAAAACAACUUAAUAAAAUGAAUACUUUC
Messenger RNA from Podarcis lilfordi (Lilford's wall lizard), 32811 nucleotides. The record is from the annotation of a GenBank genome assembly. Lineage: Eukaryota; Metazoa; Chordata; Lepidosauria; Squamata; Lacertidae.